Molecule: messenger RNA, 957 nt
Organism: Alexandromys fortis (reed vole)
Lineage: Eukaryota; Metazoa; Chordata; Mammalia; Rodentia; Cricetidae
Product: olfactory receptor 8K3-like
Exons: 1
Coding region: 1-957 (318 amino acids)
Biological process (GO): sensory perception of smell; G protein-coupled receptor signaling pathway
Cellular component (GO): membrane
Molecular function (GO): odorant binding; G protein-coupled receptor activity; olfactory receptor activity
Source: RefSeq, a predicted model, not a curated record
AUGAAAUACACCCACAUGGAGAAAGGAAAUCUCACAGUACUAACUGAAUUCAUUCUGAAAGGCAUCACUGACCGCCCUGAGUUGCAGACCCCACUCUUUGUGUUGCUCCUCAUUAUUUAUCUGAUCUGUGCAGUAGGCAAUUUGGGCAUCAUCAUCCUCACCAAGGUGGACUCCAGGCUGCAAACACCCAUGUACUUUUUUCUGAGACACCUGGCUAUCACUGAUCUUGGAUAUUCUACAGCUGUGGGACCCAAAAUGUUAGCGAGCUUUGUUGCAGAACAUAGUUCAGUCUCCUAUUAUCUUUGUGCUACACAGCUAGCCUGCUUCCUUCUUUUUAUUACUUGUGAACUCUUUAUUCUGUCUGCCAUGUCCUAUGACCGCUAUGUGGCCAUAUGUAAUCCUCUGCUCUAUAUGACUAUCAUGUCCCAAACAAGAUGUUGGAUACUGGUAGCAAUACCGUAUCUCUACAGUGUAUUUGUAACUCUACUAGUCACCCUAAGGAUAUUCACAUUAUCUUUUUGUAGCUACAAUAUCAUCAAUCAUUUUUUCUGUGAUUGUAUCCCCUUGAUAUCUUUGCUCUGUUCAAACACACUUGAGGUUGAAUUGAUAAUUAGGUUCUUUGCAACUUUUGAUUUGAUUUCCUCUCUUUUGGUUGUCCUUGUGUCUUACCUGUUCAUCUUCAUAGCCAUUCUGAAGAUGAAAUCUCCAGAGGGCAGGCACAAGGCUUUUUCAACCUGUGGGUCCCACCUAACUGUGGUCACUGUUUUUUACGGGACUUUGAUAUUUAUGUAUGUGCAACCCAAGUCCAGUCAAUCAUUUGAGACUGAUAAAGUGUCUUCCAUAUUUUACACUCUUGUUAUCCCAAUGUUGAAUCCCUUGAUAUAUAGCUUGAGGAAUAAAGAUGUAAAAGAUGGCAUAGGAAGAACCUGGAAAAAGAUAGUCAACAUUUUUUCCUAA